Effrenium voratum is the source of this 603-nucleotide messenger RNA. The record is from the annotation of a GenBank genome assembly. Lineage: Eukaryota; Dinophyceae; Suessiales; Symbiodiniaceae.
AUGGACAAGAAAAGCAAGCUGACGGGCCGGCCAAGGGAUGGCCGGGUGAGUGACGCCUUGCUUCGCGUCACUUUGCUGGAACUGGCCGCUGCCGGAUAUCUCGGAACGACGGUGGCCGGUGUCGCCCGGCGGGCUGCAACGAGCAAACAGGCAAUCUACAGGCGUUAUCGGGACAAGAAUGCCCUUGUUGCCGCUGCGCUUGCCCACGGGUUUGAAGCAGUCAGGACUGAGCCGCCACUGCGCGGCAGUGUUGCGGAAGAUUUGAGGCGAUACCUGUCGGGGCUUGCAACGGCGUUCGCAGAGACACCGCUCGGCGCUGCCGUGCGCGCACUUGCCUCGUAUCGGCAGAAGCCGGAGUUUGCCGUUGUUUUUGAUGAAGCGGAAACAGGCCAGCGGCUGGCGUUACGACAGAUUCUGAUCGCGACACCGUUUGAAGCCGACAUGGAAACGCGGAUUGAUCUGCUUCUCGGGCAACUCUAUUUCAGUUUGGUGUUUCACGGAGAUAUUCUCAACGCGGACGAUAUCGAGACCUCUAUUCAUCUGGUCCUUGGUCUUGUCGCUCCUCGUGAUCCUGCACCUUUUUCCGGGCUUCCGGGGACCUGA